ACCAUAACGGAACUUUAAAAUUCGGAGCGCCGAUUGCCAGAGAACAAGUUUCUCGGUGGCGCAAUGACGCCGCAACUGGGCGAGAUGGGCGGAGCCUCGAGAGACUAGCGUCCGUCUGAGCCAAUCAGCGGGUACCAUCAGCGCCGCAGCCCAAUGGAGGUGCCCUGUGAGCACGCUGGGGGCGGGCCCGGUGCGUAAGACUUUUCGAGAAGACCCGCAUAGAGCACGUUGUUCUCGGCCUCUCCCUGAGCUAGGCCAACUAUGGCGGCGGUGAAGACCCUCAACCCUAAAGCCGAGGUGGCUCGGGCGCAGGCAGCGCUGGCAGUGAACAUCAGCGCGGCACGGGGCCUGCAGGAUGUUCUGAGGACCAACUUGGGGCCUAAGGGAACCAUGAAGAUGCUUGUUUCUGGUGCUGGAGACAUCAAGCUUACCAAAGAUGGCAAUGUGCUGCUUCACGAAAUGCAAAUUCAACACCCAACAGCCUCUUUAAUAGCGAAAGUAGCUACAGCCCAGGAUGACAUAACGGGUGAUGGCACCACAUCCAAUGUCCUUAUCAUUGGGGAGCUGCUGAAACAGGCGGACCUCUACAUCUCCGAGGGUCUUCACCCCAGGAUAAUAACUGAAGGCUUUGAAGCUGCAAAGGAAAGGGCACUCCAGUUUUUGGAACAAGUGAAAGUAAGCAGAGAGAUGGACAGAGAAACACUCGUCGAUGUGGCCAGAACAUCUCUGCGAACUAAAGUUCAUGCUGAACUUGCAGAUGUCUUAACAGAGGCUGUGGUAGACUCCAUUUUGGCCAUUAAGAAAAAAGAUGAACCCAUUGACCUCUUCAUGGUUGAGAUCAUGGAGAUGAAACAUAAAUCUGAAACUGAUACAAGCUUAAUCAGAGGGCUUGUAUUGGAUCAUGGAGCACGGCAUCCUGAUAUGAAGAAAAGGGUAGAGAAUGCCUACAUCCUCACAUGCAACGUGUCCUUGGAGUAUGAGAAAACAGAAGUGAAUUCUGGGUUCUUUUAUAAAAGUGCGGAAGAGAGAGAAAAGCUAGUAAAAGCUGAAAGGAAGUUCAUUGAAGACAGGGUUAAAAAGAUAAUAGAGCUGAAAAAGAAAGUCUGUGGUGACUCAGAUAAGGGAUUUGUCGUCAUUAAUCAAAAGGGGAUUGACCCCUUUUCCUUAGAUGCCCUUGCAAAAGAAGGCAUUGUGGCUCUGCGUCGGGCCAAGAGGAGAAACAUGGAGAGGCUGACACUUGCUUGUGGUGGGGUGGCUCUGAAUUCCUUUGAUGACCUGAAUCCUGAAUGUUUGGGACAUGCGGGUCUUGUCUAUGAGUAUACCUUGGGUGAAGAGAAGUUCACCUUUAUUGAGAAAUGUAAUAAUCCCCGUUCUGUCACAUUGCUGGUUAAAGGACCAAAUAAGCACACACUGACUCAAAUCAAGGAUGCUAUAAGAGAUGGCUUGAGGGCUGUCAAAAAUGCCAUUGAUGAUGGCUGUGUUGUACCCGGUGCUGGUGCAGUAGAAGUGGCAAUGGCAGAAGCUCUGAUUAAAUACAAGCCCAGCGUGAAGGGCAGGGCUCAGCUUGGAGUCCAGGCAUUUGCGGAUGCCUUGCUCAUUAUUCCCAAGGUUCUUGCGCAGAACUCUGGUUUUGACCUUCAGGAAACACUAGUCAAAGUUCAAGCUGAGCAUUCAGAAUCGGGUCAACUAGUGGGUGUGGACUUGAACACAGGUGAGCCGAUGGUGGCCGCAGAGAUGGGCGUGUGGGACAACUACUGUGUGAAGAAGCAGCUGCUCCACUCCUGCACUGUGAUUGCCACCAACAUUCUCCUGGUGGAUGAGAUCAUGAGAGCUGGGAUGUCCUCUCUGAAAGGUUGAAGAAGUCUCCCUUGUCGCUGCAUCUGUAAUACUACAGGCUGACGUGGGGAAAUGGUCGUUUUUAUCCAAGCUUCAAGUGAUUUGGAAAAGAAAUUUUCUUGUCCCAGUUGAAGAAAAGGGAACAGGACAUUUGGAACCUAUUCAAAUUAUAAUACUGUAAAAAAAAUUUUUCACUGUACGCAUAAAGCAGACACACUGAACAAGAGGUUUCAGCUACAAUGAUACAAAAUUACAUAUUAAGAUAAGUGUGUUGUCUACCUUGUUCCUUAAAUGUUAUUUGAAAAAUUGUAAUGGUUUUCUUCUAAACAAGGCAUAGUGGGGCUGUAAGCCUAGCACUUUGGGGGAAAAAAAGGUCAGGGCAUUAACUCGGGCUGCAGGAGACCCCCACUCAAAAGAUUUUUUUUUAGCGGAUGUAUUAUAAAUUAGCCAACUAACUCUGUUAAACAUGUAAGAUUCUUACCAGUGCAAAACACAUGUGGUUAAUUUAUGGUUUUCAUAGUGUAAUAAAUACUUAAAGGUACUGGAUCAUCCACACUUCUGAAGUAACUGCUAAAAAAUACUUCCCUCAGAAAAGUGAAUUUGAGCCAGGCGGUGGUGGCGCACGCCUUUAAUCCCAGCACUGGGGAGGCAGAGACAGGUGGAUCUCUGUGAGUUCGAGGCCAGCCUGGUCUACAAGAGCUAGUUCCAGGACAGGAACCAAAAGCUACGGAGAAACCCUGUCUCGAAAAAUCAAAGAAAAAAAAAAAAGAAAAGUGAAUUUGAGGUUAUCACAUGGAGGCUGGGGCGGGGAUAACAAUUCUGAAGCCCCGUUGCAAACAGCUUGAGAACACUAGCGGCAGAAACAGUUACAAGGAUCACAGCCAGAAUACAGCUGAAGAAUGAAGACGGGUGAAGAAAUACAGCAAUUUUAGGCUGUUUUCAAACCUUUUAAGUUUUAGAUUUUCCCAUCAUACCUGUCACAAGUUUUGUCAACUUUUUUUCAUCUAAAUACUCUUGGUUUCCGUGUAUAUGAUCUGUUAUAUAUGCCAUCUUCCCAAAUGGAGUGUUGUGGGGGGGCGGUCCUCAGUAUUCUCUACAAUGAUUGAAAUAAAAAUGUGAAACCUGG
Molecule: messenger RNA, 2962 nt
Organism: Chionomys nivalis (European snow vole)
Lineage: Eukaryota; Metazoa; Chordata; Mammalia; Rodentia; Cricetidae
Gene: Cct6a
Product: chaperonin containing TCP1 subunit 6A
Exons: 13
Coding region: 262-1857 (531 amino acids)
Biological process (GO): protein folding
Cellular component (GO): chaperonin-containing T-complex
Molecular function (GO): ATP hydrolysis activity; ATP binding; ATP-dependent protein folding chaperone
Source: RefSeq, a predicted model, not a curated record